Molecule: messenger RNA, 1186 nt
Organism: Syngnathus acus (greater pipefish)
Lineage: Eukaryota; Metazoa; Chordata; Actinopteri; Syngnathiformes; Syngnathidae
Product: brevican core protein-like
Exons: 8
Coding region: 27-1136 (369 amino acids)
Molecular function (GO): signaling receptor activity
Source: RefSeq, a predicted model, not a curated record
ACUCUUCCUUCAAAGCCUCCUCCUCAAUGGAAGACGCCACCCCAGAUAAAGCCCGCCUCAACGGGGAGUCCUGCUGGAAGCCGUCAAAAAAUGCCCUCGGCAGCUGGAUCCUGGUGAACCUCGGCUACACGAGAAAGGUGACUGCGAUCGUGACCCAGGGCUGUAAUAGCACCGAUACUCGCUCCUGGGACAUCCCACUUGAGAUGAGACUGAGCGUUAAUAGGAAGAAGUGGACCAAACACCCGGACGGGAAGUUCAUCGGCGGUGGGACUCAUCUGCUUGAGACGCCCGCGUUCGCUCAGUACGUCCUCAUCCUGCCGCUGGAGAAUCGUCCAGAAUUUGGCCUCCGCUUCGACAUCUUGGGAUGCCCACAUGAGGGUGAGCAACGCGAUCCGCGGCCGCUUUGGUUGCCCAAAACAACAACCCCAAACAUGCCACAAACUCUCGCCUUUUGUCCCACAGAUAAGACCACCUGUGCCAGAAAGUUCAACAGCCUCCGCAUCACCGAUUGGAUGACCUUCUACUGUCCACCGGGCUGUGCCAAAUACUUUGUCGCUGGAACAUUGGUCUACUCGGAGGACUCGCACAUCUGCGCGGCCGCCAUUCACGCCGGCGUCAUCCGGAACGACAUCGGAGGAGAUUGUAUUGUGAUGAGAGCUCCCAAACAGCAAGUCUACACGGGCUCCACCGGGAACAGGAUCACCUCCAGACAUUUGAACGACCCGCUGGGUGUGUCUCACACGUUUGCGGACGGGGAGCCCAGAUGCGCGGCGCCUGACUGGGAGGAGUUUGCCGGGUUCUGCUACAAAACGUUUGACGAGGAAAAGAACUGGGCUGAUGCUCAACAGGUGUGUCGUGGUUUCGGUGCGGAACUGGUGUCCAUCCGCAGCGAGAUGGAGCAGGCGUCAGUGAAAAAUGUCUCCCACCUUGAAACCAGCGACAUGUGGACCGGACUGAACGACCUGGCGCUUCCCGGCACGUUGGUGUGGUCGGACCGCCACGAGGUGACCUUCACCCACUGGGCCGCGGGAGAACCCGUCCAACGCGUCGGCCUCGACCAACACUGCGUGGCUGUGUUACGGCAGGUGCGUCCUCAAAUGAGCAUUAGGAAGAAGAAGAGCUUUGCGCUCCACUGAAAUGGAUUGUUUUCUUUCAGACUGGAAGAUGGAAGCCAAUGUCCUGCUCC